Molecule: messenger RNA, 556 nt
Organism: Amphibalanus amphitrite
Lineage: Eukaryota; Metazoa; Arthropoda; Thecostraca; Balanomorpha; Balanidae
Exons: 4
Source: RefSeq, a predicted model, not a curated record
AUCUAAACUGACGAUGGUUACGCAACUGGUCCUGGCGCUACUUUCACCUCUGAUGACAACUGCUCUCAACUUCUCAGAAGCCGAGGUUUUCCCUCACGAGGCGCCACCUGUUAGCUACGGCAGGUCAAUGACCUCUGACCUGGAGCGUGACCUGCGGAUCAUCGACCAAUUUUCGGCGGAAAAGCGCGGCGCACAGUGCGUCUCGAACCCAAGAGUCUCGGUCAAAAUUGACAUCGAUACCUCAAGGUAUAAAGAACUUACCGGGCUGGCCGACACGGUGGCUGAAAUAAUGGGAGCCUACGGCAACUUUACGCCAGAGGCGCUGCUCUCGGUGACCGUACAAACCCUGCAGCGGCGUCUUGAAUACCUUCUAGAGGCGCGAUCAGUGGUUCUCAACCCGAACACGGGCGCCCCGGUAUCGGUCAUAAUUGUACAACCAGCUCCGCCCAGCGCGGUUCCUUCGGCGGAACCUGAACCACCGGUGGUUACAGUGGUUCAGGAACCGAAACAGAUGGCGGACCUGGCCGGAGAACCGUGGUUCCUUGCGGACAGGUAA